Molecule: messenger RNA, 1908 nt
Organism: Saccharomyces kudriavzevii IFO 1802
Lineage: Eukaryota; Fungi; Ascomycota; Saccharomycetes; Saccharomycetales; Saccharomycetaceae
Gene: XBP1
Product: Xbp1p
Exons: 1
Coding region: 1-1908 (635 amino acids)
Cellular component (GO): SBF transcription complex; MBF transcription complex
Molecular function (GO): transcription regulator activity; DNA binding
Source: RefSeq, a predicted model, not a curated record
AUGAAAUAUCCCGCCUUUAGCAUCGACACGGAAACGGUGCGCCUGACCGACAACCCCUUGGACGAUUACCAGCGUCUGUACGUUGUCAGCGUACUCGAUAAGGACUCGCCGCCUGCCAGUUUCAGCGCCGGGCUCAACAUUAAGAAGGCGAACUAUAAAUCGUCUAUUGCUGCGCAGUUCACGCAUCCAAACUUCAUUAUCAGGUCUCCGAAUACCGCGAAGGAAGAAGAAGAGAUGGCCGCUCAGAACGUCGUCAACUGCUUUGAGUACCAGUUCCCAAACCUGCAGACGAUUCAGAGUCCCAUCAACGAGCAAACGUUGUCCGCUCAGCUCUCCAACUCCGCCGCUUCCCACCCUCCCUUGCAUCUACACGGUAAAAACAUUUUGAUGGGCAAGAUCAUACUGCCCUCCCGCGCCAACAAAACGCCGGUCUUGGUAUCCCCCAUCAAGCCAGAGAAGAAGGUGCUGCCAUCCGCAUCACGCGAGAGUGCCUCGUCUUCGCUGACCAAGAACCAGCAAUUCAAGCUGACCAAACUGGACCAUAAUCUGAUCAACGACAAGCUCAUCAACCCUAACAACUGCGUGAUAUGGUCGCAUGAUUCCGGCUACGUCUUCAUGACGGGUAUCUGGAGGCUGUAUCAGGACGUCAUGAAGGGUCUCAUAAACUUGCCCAGAAACGACGUCGCCUCCACCAGCCAGCAGCAGUUCUUUUGCAAGGCGGAGUUCGAAAAAAUCCUGUCCUUUUGCUUCUACAAUCAUAACUCGUUCCCCUCCGAUGAGUCCUCAAAUCUCCUGCCGUCGUCCUCGACUGCUUCGCCGCCAAAGAGACGGAAGUCCACGGGGUCCACUUUCUUGGAGGCCAACACUUCCUCCUCCGCCACGUCUUCCACACAGGCAAACAACUACAUCGACUUCCACUGGAACAACAUCAAGCCCGAACUAAGAGACUUUAUUUGCCAGUCCUACAGGGAUUUCCUGACCAAUGAACUUGGUCCCGACCAAAUAGACUUGCUCAACUUGAACCCGGCGAAUUUUACGAAAAGAAUAAGAGGUGGUUACAUCAAGAUUCAGGGGACUUGGUUGCCCAUGGAAAUCUCAAGAUUGCUUUGUCUGAGGUUUUGCUUCCCCAUAAGAUAUCUUUUAGUGCCCAUCUUCGGUCCAGAUUUCCCCAAAGACUGCGAGUCCUGGUAUCUGGCUCAUCAAAACAUCACAGUAACCAGCACCAAUGCUGCGGCUACUAAAAGUGCACUUUCCGCAAUGGCAAGGCCUAGACAAAAGCCCAGGCCUAGGCCAAGACAAAGAUCGACCUCCAUGUCUCAUUCCAAGGCGCGCAAGCUUGUCAUUGAAGACGCCUUGCCUUCAUUCGAUUCGUUUGUGGAAAAUCUGGGCCUUUCCUCGGACGAUAAAAACUUUAUCAAAAAGAACAAUAAAAGGCAACGAUCAUCCACUUAUUCCUCGCCAACCUCUUCCCCCAUAGGGCGAGGAGACCCAACUGUGCAAAUCCUAUCGAAUCUAGCAUCCUUUUACAACACGCACGGUCACAGAUAUUCCUAUCCCGGGAACAUCUAUAUCCCGCAGCAAAAAUAUUCUCUGCCUCCACCAAACCAGCUCUCGUCGCCACAGCGACAACUGAACUACACCUAUGAUCAAACUCACCCUGUUCCCUCUCAAUACCAAUCUCCAAGGCAAUAUCACGUACCAUCUUCCCCCAUCGCAGCAGCACCCCCCAUCUUCCCUCAGCCUUAUAGUGACGAUCAUUAUCAUUUCCUGAAAUACGCUAACGAAGUUUAUAACCAACACAAUCAACGGCCAGCUAAUAAUACAACUAAAAACACGGACACCUCCUCUUCGCCCAGGACAAAUAAUUCACUGAAUAACUUUAAAUUCAAAACAAAUUCAAAACAAUAA